AGAAGGAAAGCCCAAGCCACCAACGCAACGCGGCAGCAGGAAGGCAAGAGGAAUCGAGGCCACCACCACCACCGCCGUGCAGGGGCGGCCGGGCUCGCCGUGGCCACACCUUGCGGCGCUCGCGAAUCCAAUCCUCCGCCCCCCACUCCUCACCGGCGCGCGCGUUUAUAAAUAUAGAUUCACCGGUCGCGAUCGCCGCCCCGGAUCGGAUUCAACUCACCUACCCUCCCACCCCCUCAAUCCCGAGCUCCGCCUGCUUCCUACGCUACCGCGGCCGACUCCGACCUCCCCGCUCCUCGAGCAAGCUGCCAUGGCGGCCGCCGCGCUGAGGGAGCAGCUCAACGCCCUCCUCGCCUCCAUGUUCGCCUCGGGUCUGGUGGACGAGCAGUUCCAGCAGCUGCAGAUGCUGCAGGACGACGGGAGCACCCCGGGAUUCGUCGCCGAGGUCGUCACCCUCUUCUGCGACGACGCCGACAGGAUCAUCUCCGAGCUCGCCGCCCUGCUGGAGCAACCCGUCGUGGACUUUGAUAAGGUGGACGCCUACGUGCAUCAGCUAAAAGGGAGCAGCGCCAGUAUUGGUGCUCAGAAAGUGAAGUUUACUUGCAUGCAGUUCCGUCAGUUAUGUCAGGACAAGAACAGAGACGGGUGCAUCAUGGCAUUAGCCGUUGUGAGAAAUGAGUUCUAUGAUCUGCGCAACAAGUUCCAGACUAUGCUUCAGCUUGAGCAGCAAAUCCAGGCUCAACAAUAAAUUGAAGAAGAAAGAGUGUAGUUGCAUGUGAUCUCUCAUGAUAAGUGUAUCUCUGGAGAUGUAGACCAUGUUCAUUGUUCGCUGGAUUCCUGCAAUGCGUGUGCAAUCAUUGACAUUGAGGUCUUAAUGCUUACAAAACUUUGGCUCACAAACCUGUAACUGUUAGCGGCAACAACGACUGCCUAGCGUUGUGCCUCUGUUGCUCUAGCCUGUUUGUGUUGGAUUGCCAUCGUAUGCAAACUUUUACUGGGUGCCUGGUAACUCAGCUAGCGGAUUUCUUGCUUUUGGAAAUGGAUGCCGGUGUAUGAUUCAUCAGUACCGCAACAUGCUAUCUGAGUAACUGAAGUUGUGAAGUCUUUGCUGGUUGUGCUGUUAUGAAUAGGCUUGUGUGAUGGA
Panicum hallii is the source of this 1144-nucleotide messenger RNA. Its product is annotated as histidine-containing phosphotransfer protein 2. The coding region runs from base 311 to 748 and encodes 145 amino acids. Gene Ontology annotation, biological process: cytokinin-activated signaling pathway; phosphorelay signal transduction system; phosphorylation. NCBI's taxonomy places the organism in Eukaryota, Viridiplantae, Streptophyta, Magnoliopsida, Poales, Poaceae. The transcript is spliced from 6 exons. The record is from RefSeq and is a predicted model, not a curated record. Gene Ontology annotation, molecular function: protein histidine kinase binding; histidine phosphotransfer kinase activity. Gene Ontology annotation, cellular component: cytoplasm; nucleus.